UGCUUUCUACUUUUCUUUCGCAACUACAUAGAGCGGGCAUGAACGCGCCUGAAUCAAACAUAACCAGCUCCGCAGCACCUGACUCCGACACUACCUUCGUCCCUCAGGUUUCAUCGUACAAUGACUGCAUGACUUGUCGCAUCAUAGGAAGCGGCGCGUUCGCUGCAACCGGCAUCUAUGCCCUGAGAAUGGCUCGUCCUAGUGCACCGGGGAGUAUAGCUGGCAAAAGAGUCAUGGGUGGGCUGGGAGUCUGUGAGAUAUUUGUUUGCACUCUUGUUAUCCGCUGAGUUUUUUGGUGGCGGGCGCUCUGAGGUGGCGAAUGUGAAGCUAGAUUGGGGAACUCGUUGAAUGUUGGCUACACUGUGCCAGUACACGCUGGAUAUAACCUCACUUUUACACGAACACUACCAGAUGAGCGAAAACAUGGUUAUUCACUAAACGAUGGUCAAUUCCAAUUCUAGUCGAGUGCUCGGCUCUCGCUAUUAGGAUUGCCUACGUGACUGGUUACUAUAUGCAAGCGGU
Suillus discolor is the source of this 522-nucleotide messenger RNA. RefSeq lists its product as uncharacterized. The transcript has 2 exons. Bases 39 to 287 code for a protein of 82 amino acids. The record is from RefSeq and is a predicted model, not a curated record. Lineage: Eukaryota; Fungi; Basidiomycota; Agaricomycetes; Boletales; Suillaceae.